This is a messenger RNA of Cetraspora pellucida, 338 nucleotides long. Lineage: Eukaryota; Fungi; Glomeromycota; Glomeromycetes; Diversisporales; Gigasporaceae. The record is from the annotation of a GenBank genome assembly.
AAAAAGUUAUUCUUUCUCUUCUUAACAACACACCACUUCUUUUAAAACAUUUAUUUAAAAAUAAUGAUAAUGAAAUUAAAGAAUUUCAUACAAAGAUUUAUCAAUAUAAUGCUGCUCAUAUAUUUAUAUCAGUGAGAGUUAAUAUUGAUCAAACAGUUUUAUAUGAACACAGUCCAUAUUGUUUUUAUAUUAGUAGAGAAUUAUAUCAUUUAUUUAGCUUACUCUUUUCUGUUAAUAAGAAAGAUCUACAAUAUGCACAACUUUAUAUAUAUGAUCUAACAAUUGCAUGUUUAUUACAAAUGAAUCAUAAUAACAAUUUAUCAUUACAAAUGAUGUAG